AUGAAGCUCCUUUUUCCUAUCUUUGCCAGCCUCAUGCUACAAUACCAGGUGAACACAGAAUAUUUUGGCUUGAAAAGGUGUUUAAUGGGUUUUGGGAGAUGCAAGGACCAAUGCAAUGUGGAUGAAAAACAGGUGCAGAAAUGCAAGAAGAAAAAAUGCUGUAUUGGACCAAAAGUGGUUCAUUUGAUAAAAAGCUACCUGCAACAUGAAAUGCCCUCCACACUGGGCAAAGAUGCUGAAGAAAUACUAAAAAUUACCAAGAAUUCCAGUGCUAUGAAACAAAAAAAACAUAUUUUAUCUAUUCUCCCCAACAUCAAAAACUCCAGCUUUUUUGUCAAUACCAACAUGUUCUUCAUCCCAAAUGCUACCUCUAUAAAUUUUGCCACCACCAGCACCUGGACCCCAGGACACAGCACAUACACUACUAAUUCUACCAAGAGAAACACCAAAAAAAACAAAUAUUCUGCCAUUGUCUUCCCACCACCCACCACAUAA
Molecule: messenger RNA, 495 nt
Organism: Nycticebus coucang (slow loris)
Lineage: Eukaryota; Metazoa; Chordata; Mammalia; Primates; Lorisidae
Gene: DEFB129
Product: defensin beta 129
Exons: 2
Coding region: 1-495 (164 amino acids)
Biological process (GO): innate immune response
Cellular component (GO): extracellular region
Source: RefSeq, a predicted model, not a curated record